This is a messenger RNA of Talaromyces proteolyticus, 681 nucleotides long. RefSeq names its product 50S ribosomal protein L30e-like protein. Lineage: Eukaryota; Fungi; Ascomycota; Eurotiomycetes; Eurotiales; Trichocomaceae. The record is from RefSeq and is a predicted model, not a curated record. Gene Ontology annotation, biological process: ribosome biogenesis. Gene Ontology annotation, cellular component: ribonucleoprotein complex. The transcript has 2 exons. Bases 1 to 681 code for a protein of 226 amino acids.
AUGGGCAAGGACAAAUCCGAGAAAAAAGACAAGAAGGAGAAGAAGGAGAAGAAGCGCUCUGAAACCGACGGCGUGCAGAAGCAGAAGAAAGAGAAAAAGAAGGAAAAGAAGCUGUCCGAAGUCGCCGAGAAGGAAAUACUGGAGGAAUUGCAGAAGCCUGAGACUGUGGAGGUCAAUGGCGCCGUCGAAGUCACUGAGCUUGCCGACAAACCAAUUGGUGCCCUGGUGCCAUUUGCGAACCCUCUUGUCGAAGAAGAAAAGACUGCCAAGAAGGUGUUUAAGACUGUGAAGAAGUCCGCUGUCAACAAAUCCCUCAAGCGAGGCGUCAAGGAAGUCGUCAAGGCUCUUCGCAAAAGCCCCAUCCCAGCCGCCAACGUUGCUGUCACAGAGCCUAUUGGAGUUGUUAUUCUCGCCGCAGACAUCUCUCCACCGGAUGUCAUCAGUCAUAUUCCCGUGCUGUGCGAAGAGCACGGCGUUCCCUACCUGUUCGUAAAGUCGAGAGCCGAACUCGGUGCUGCUGGUGCCACGAAGCGCCCUACCAGCGUAGUCAUGGUGACCCCCAAAUCCGCCGGAAAGAACAAGAAGAAGGACGGUGAGGCAGGAGACGAUGAAGACUUUGGCAAGACAUUCGCGGAUAUAGUGAAAUUGGCUCAAAAGGAGCAAGAAAAGGUCAAGAUCUGA